Messenger RNA from Glossina fuscipes, 1235 nucleotides. RefSeq names its product myogenic-determination protein (gene nau). The transcript is spliced from 6 exons. Lineage: Eukaryota; Metazoa; Arthropoda; Insecta; Diptera; Glossinidae. Gene Ontology annotation, molecular function: RNA polymerase II cis-regulatory region sequence-specific DNA binding; DNA-binding transcription factor activity, RNA polymerase II-specific; protein dimerization activity. Bases 1 to 990 code for a protein of 329 amino acids. The record is from RefSeq and is a predicted model, not a curated record. Gene Ontology annotation, biological process: regulation of transcription by RNA polymerase II; muscle organ development; positive regulation of myoblast differentiation.
AUGGCGGAAACAGGUCUGCAGUUAGAUUUUGACAAAGACGGGCGGUACGGUUGCCAACAACAACAACAACAACCGCAACACCAUCAACAUCAUCAAGCUCACUUUGAGCAACAACGACAACAACAAGUUUUAAAUCAUCAUCAUCAACAACAAUUGCAACAAUUUUUUCAUCGCUUUUCGAUGGUUACCGCAGAAACAAGUCCAUCUUCGUCUCUAUCGUACAAUUAUGGAAAUUAUAAUGACGCAAGCGGUGCUGAUAAAGUGAAUUUAACGUCACCUUCCUCUUGUUUUACGGACUACGACGAGAAUAGUUUAAGUUCCGAGGAGCAUGUAUUGGCACCGUUAGUGUGCACCAAUGCUCAGUCAUCGCGACCAUGUUUAACGUGGGCCUGCAAAGCGUGUAAAAAGAAAAGCGUUGCUGUUGAUCGCCGAAAAGCGGCAACAAUGCGUGAAAGGCGACGUUUAAGAAAAGUUAACGAGGCGUUUGAACUACUAAAACGUCGCACAUCGUCGAAUCCUAAUCAACGUCUCCCAAAAGUAGAGAUAUUGCGCAAUGCUAUCGAAUAUAUAGAAAGUUUAGAGGAUUUACUGCAAGAAUCAUCACCUAUACGUACCAUGGAUAAUAUAACAGAUACUAUUAGCGGGAAAUCAUGUCAACAAGAUUACUUGAAUUCAUAUGCAGAUGCUUAUGAUACCUCACCGUCCCCUACUGGUUCUAGUUUGCAUUGCCUUAAUUUGAUUGUACAAAAUAUUAAUAAAAAUUCAACUUUAAUAAAUAGUUGCAAUGGUAGCAUUAGUACAAAUCACACGCGCGCACAUUCGUACUCAACGAGCAAUAAUGCGACAAGUAGUAGCAGCAGCAGUAGCAACAAUUUGGCAUUGAAAAAUGUUACAAGCGCUCAUGUAAAAUCUGCUGCAGUAGAACUUGCGACAUCCUCCUCUCAUACAUCAUUGAAUGCAACAUUUAAACAAAAAUGUACAACAACGUGAACAAGGCGAUGUGUGUGGCGUAAUGGGUCCGCGUAAAAAAAUCUACCAUGAACUAAGGAUUAAUCUGUCAUACAUAUAAAAAAAAGCGUAUGAAAGCGUAUUUAAGCUGCAUAUCUAGACAUUGUAAAUUUACACAUUACAAGCUGAUUAAUAUUAAUUUAUCUCAUAAUAUGCCUAAAUGAAAAGGAUACACGUUAUACUCUAUAUAUACGUAUACGUAUAUAAAUGAAAAUUUUACAAAGCAG